AUGGUGGCCGGGCUGCUGCUGCCCAGCCGCGACGGUGACCCGAUCGUUUGGACGAAAAGCGGCGGCCUGUACCCGCUGGCCGAUGGAUGUCGCGAGGAUGCGCGUCAAGCACUUGGGAAAUGGAUUGAUUUUUCUUCAGAGAAAGGCGUCGUCACGAAGUACCAACCGUAUAAAUGCCCAGGCAACGGCUUCUGGGCCCUCCACGCAUUCGGCAGCCAAAUAGACGUUAUAACGACCGUCUUCGUCCCCACCCGGCAGCAGCAAUGGUCGAUCGGCUGGGAGGAGGCCUCAAUUUGGUCUACCGUCGUUGGGCGCACGCCGAUCAACCCCCAGAUGCUCGACGAGCUGCGGCGGGACUGGGAGUUUCGCGCAAAUCACGGAUUCAAGGCUGCGUUGCGAUGGGACGCCGAUCUGGAGCUGUUCGUUGUGCUCGAGCGAAAUGCCCUCCGCCACCUACACGACCAAAGUAUGGUCGCUGAACAGCUGACGUUGGUGCCUUGGAAUCAACCCCGGCGCGAAGAGCUCGGCUGGACAGAGGGCGUCGUCAGCCACCGCACCGAUUACACAAUGUUUGUGGCGACAAGAUUCGGCGACUUCAUCCUCACCGCCAACGCGCAGCGCCACGGCCGCCAGGCCCCCGAUUUUGGCAUGUUGAUCGAGUGUCGCGUCAGAACCCACGGGCUGGACAAGGGCGCGAUUGGCGAGGUGGUGGAAUACGAGGUCUUCUCGCUGCCAAAAGGGCUCGCCUUGCAUCGGGUGCACGAUGCGAAAUUUGCGAUGUACAAAGUUGACGCCGUGGUGAGGAGAUUUGCUGAGGGCUUCACGGUGCUGGAGAACCCUAUGCUCGGCGAACUCUACGCUCAGGAUCCGCAACGGGAAGCCCGGCUGAGCGAGCGCUACACCGUCGUCGUGACUAAGGAGAGGAACAAAGCCACGUGGAUGGUGAGAACGGUGAUUGGCUCGCUGCCGCCGAUUUCUGCUCAAGAGAUUAUUGCACAGCGCAGGUCCACCAAUUCUCACCCGGAUCGACGGAAUCGAGUCACUCAUGUCCCAAUUCGACAGGAAUACGCAAGGCCGCCGUCGGGCGGUUUCAUGGCCGAACGGGCUCCACUGGGCCCGAUAUUGAUCCUGACGCCGCCACCGGAACUAGACCCCGCUUACCGCGGCCGCGAAAACGAUCCCGGGUCAAGCACUCACCCCGUCCACCGCGCUCCAAAUGCUCUUCCUUCGCAGAAAAAACUACCACCCUGGGACAAGUACAGCACGCAAAAACGGCAGCCAUCUUCUGCGGAUCUCCGGGGCAGCGGCCGAUCGUCGCGUAACGAAAAUCUGCCGCUUCAAGAAGUUCCCGUCAAGGUCUACGCUCCUGUCAAAGCACCGGUUUUAGGCGUUUGCAUCGAAACCUGGGGCUGCUACCACAUCGUCUGGCUGAAGGAUGGCCGUCUCGCACUUUUGGACACGAAACAGAAAUCGGCGGCGCUGGGCAGCUUCGUCAGCGGCAUCAUCGAAAAACUCCAAAACCCGAUCUACGGCCGGCAGAGGACGUACGAGUGGCAGAUCAACGGCUUUUUGCCUGCCGAUGAAGUCCGUGAUGUUGAUCCCCGUAUUGAUGGCCAGAAAUCGAUGUUCACUUGCACCCGGGCACGGAUCGUCGGAUAUCGUCCAUUCAACGGAAAACGCGUUGUGGUGCUGGAGGAUGACUUUUUCGGCGCGCUCUUUGACAAGGAGGACGUCUUGAAGGAGGUGGACGCCGGCCCGGGCGAAGAGAUCAAAGUGACAAUCAAGCCGGGCACAAGCUCUGAAACGACGAUCGAAUGGGCCAUCCAUUGCAAAGGGCCGGAAGUUACAGAAAACGGCGCCAAUAACCCGAAUAACCGCGCGACAUCGGCUUCCGAAACCGACGAGGGCAUGUCUUCUAACGCGUCAAAUUGCGUCACUGAACGGCAGGCUUCGUACCGCGAAAUCGUCAUCCAAAGCCUCGCCCCACAU
Messenger RNA from Mesorhabditis spiculigera, 1989 nucleotides. The record is from the annotation of a GenBank genome assembly. NCBI's taxonomy places the organism in Eukaryota, Metazoa, Nematoda, Chromadorea, Rhabditida, Rhabditidae.